UGUUAUUAUCAGGCGAUUGUAUUGUGAAUGAAAGCAUGUUGACCGGCGAGUCUGUUCCCGUGUCCAAACUGCCCAUCACAGAUGCAUCAUUGAAUAUUUUAGAUUUGAGUGUCACUAAUGUGCGACCAGAAGUUGCCAAACAUUUCUUAUUUUCUGGGACAAAGAUUGUUCGAGUCCGUAAAGCUAAAAGCAACGGCGUUGCAUCUGGUGUUGAUGAAGAAGGAAAGGCACUUGCAAUGGUUGUACGAACAGGAUUUAAUACGACCAAAGGAGCCUUGAUUAGAUCUAUGUUAUUUCCAAAGCCAAACGAAUUUAAAUUUUACCGUGAUUCAUUUCGGUUCAUUGGAGUAUUGGCUUUGAUAG
This is a messenger RNA of Acaulospora morrowiae, 363 nucleotides long. The record is from the annotation of a GenBank genome assembly. Lineage: Eukaryota; Fungi; Glomeromycota; Glomeromycetes; Diversisporales; Acaulosporaceae.